This is a messenger RNA of Miniopterus natalensis, 949 nucleotides long. Lineage: Eukaryota; Metazoa; Chordata; Mammalia; Chiroptera; Miniopteridae. The record is from RefSeq and is a predicted model, not a curated record.
AUGUGCCUUGACAGAGUAAUUAUAUGUUAUCAGGCAGUUGAAGAUCAACUAAAGAUAUGUGGCCACAAGAGGGAUGCUGAUGUCUUCGAGCUGUUCCUUUCUCAAAAGGAACUGACAGAUGUCAUUGAUCUUUCUAGGUUUAAAAAAUUAAAAUACUUGUGGCUACAUCAUAACAAGCUCCAUGGAAUAACAUUUCUAAUUAGAAACUAUUGUCUGACAGAACUAUAUCUAAACAACAAUGCAAUAAUCGAAAUAGAAGGCCUGCGCUAUUUGCCUUCGUUGCAUAUACUCCUGCUACACCACAAUGAGUUAACAAACAUCAAUGCAACAGUGAAGGAAUUAAAGGGAAUGCUGAAUCUGAAGACCCUAAGUCUCUACCAAAACCCUUUGUGCCAAUAUAACCUGUAUCGUUUAUAUAUCAUCUACCACCUUCCUGGAGUGGAGUUGCUUGACCGAAAUCAUUUUGCAUUUGCGAAUAAUGUAGAGAAAACUGUGUUUGAUGACCCAGAAGAUGCUGUUUUUGUAAGGUCCAUGAAGAGAUCGGUGAUGGCCAUUACCUCUCUGAACUGGGACACAGUUCCAAAACGAGAGGAAAAGUACCUUGAAGACAAAGGCACAGAACCUGCUCAAAUGUUCACCAUUACACUGAGAUAACCCCUGGUAUUUCUAGGACUCCUAGUGGUUUUCAGUUAUAUAUUAAACUUCUCUCUGUAUUAUGACAUUACUUGAAACAUUUAAAUAUAAACAGAAACACCAAUAAUGAAAAAUAAUUCCCACAUUUUGUGUUACGUUUUUGUUAAAGUAAAACACGUAUAUAGAAAUGUACACAAAUCAUAAGUGCUCGGCUCAACAAAUUGUCAGUGAACACAUCCAUGACAGUGGCAUCCUAGAUCGAGAACUAGAACAUUGCCAGCACUCUAAAAGCUGCCUCAUACUUGUCACCAGUCCU